This is a messenger RNA of Clonostachys rhizophaga, 2763 nucleotides long. Lineage: Eukaryota; Fungi; Ascomycota; Sordariomycetes; Hypocreales; Bionectriaceae. The record is from the annotation of a GenBank genome assembly.
AUGGCAUCAUCCGAAUCCCAACACACCGUAACCUUCAAGCAGGCAAAGACAGUUCCACCACUAUUUCUAGCCGGCUCCUUUCCUGAAUCCAAUUGGAAGCCCCAGGAGAUGAAAGCCAGCCGAGAUGAAGAUGGAGAAUACACGUUCUCCAGGACAGUCAACGUGAUUCCAGGCCACGAGUACCAGUACAACAUCAAGUACAAGGAGCAAGGGCCGUGGAUUUAUGAUAAGAAUCAAGCUCUCGUCGUUCCCAAGUCUUCCCAGUCGAGACCAGAAAAGGAUUAUUCUCCAGGGCUGCCUCUGAGGCAAGCUGGGGCAAUUGCGGAUGAUCGGUCCUCUACACCUAUCAGGAUAGUUGCCGAAACCGCUGCGGAGGUUGCAGACACGGCAGAACGACUAGACAGGGAUUCUGAACAAACGACAUCUGACUACACAUGGACCAAAGAAGAGCCACUAAGAAUGCCUCUUUUCGCCCACGAAAGCUUUGGGGCUUAUGAGUUCCUCGCGGAUGAUGCACUUGAUCAUGAUCAAGCCGAUGAUGCGCCAAGCCCACAUCGGCCACGGAAGGAGUCGAAGGACUACUCAUUUGAUGAAGUAGAUAUUAAUGACCCAACAAUCGAAUCAUUCCCCUCGGAUCGAUCUUCUGUCAUGAACGCCCUUCGCAAAAUCCGAUCCAGCGUUGACAGCCAGCCGAUUUCCAUCGAAACUUCAUCCCCAAUCGCGAUAGAACACGGCGACGAUUUUGCGAUAAGCGGCUCCUUGUCCCCCAAGAGCCCAGCGUCGUCUGCUCUACGAGAAAGUAGACUCUCGCACAGCAGUUAUGGGAACAAACGAUCUACUGCGUCUUUGACUUCGAUCGCAGAAGAGGGUUCCAAGCCGAUACAGACUUCGAAUUUAGGCUCGAAGUCAGGAAAACCCAGAACCGCAAGGCGAAGUUUUGGCGAGGUGUUCGAACUCUCACAGACACCCCCAAGCGACGACGAUAAAGGGAUGAUUAUGAAACAGAAGAAAAAGCGGCCGCUACCGCCGCGAAUUUCUCAACCUUGGAUUAGUGAACGGUUCGUGUCUUUGAGGCAGCCGUCGAAGCCUCGUCCGUCGCGCAUGGUUCUUUCGAAUCAAGUCUAUCGACCGCCUACCGGAGGCAAGAGCUCCAGGCCGAGGCGACAAGUCGAAGGUCCCUUUGGAGCAAUGAACAGAACCGUCGCCAACAUCGACCCGACCCGCCGAGGCCCACGAUCUCGAACGGCCGGCUCAACAGACGGGGGGAAGAAGAACGACGGACCGAGAGAUGAGCGCAAGGCACUCAAGAUGCAGCGCGCCCUCGCAUCGGUGUCCUACACCAAGAGAAUGUCUCUCAAGGACCGCAUGGGAGACUACGAUUCGUUCGAUCAUUUCGACCUUCUCCCCAAUAUCAAGGAAUCUCUCUACAAUGAGCUAUUCAAAGGUCUUUUCGACAUCAAGCCGACACCUGUGCAGAGACUGGCUCUACCGGCCAUAAUGGGCCAAUCAGCACCGGGCCAGCCACAAAAGAAGAGUGCGGAGAUGGAAUCGUUUCUACUUGCCGCCGAGACUGGUUCAGGGAAGACCUUAGCCUACCUGCUGCCUGCGAUUGACGCUCUGAAACGAGCUGAAGCAGAGGAUCCGGAUAUCAAGGCAUACAAUGAGCGAUACGCGGCUGAAAAGGAAUACCAAAGGACUGCGAAUUUCAAGGGAAAGCCCUUUGAUGAGCCCCACCCUACCAUGGCUCGACCCAAAGUUGUCAUCUUAGUACCAACCGCAGAGCUCGCGCAGCAAGUAAUGAAUGUAUCCAAGAAGAUCUCGCACGUUGUCAAGUUCAAGACGGAGAUGCUUUCCUCGGAUCUCAGGCCGCAGCAGAUCCAGCGCAAUCUGUACGGCCCCAAGGGAUUGGACGUUAUCGUUUCGACACCCCACCUCCUUGCUUCCAUCGCCGACUCUGAUCCCAACAUUCUGUCACGGGUAACUCACCUUAUUGUGGACGAGGCCGACUCUCUCCUGGACCGCAGCUUUUCUCCUGUCACUACCAGUAUUAUUGAGCGUGCCAUGCCCUCGCUGCAGAAGUUUGUUUGCUGUUCUGCUACCAUCCCACGAAAAUUGAACAAUUACCUGGCAACGACCUAUCCCAAGAUGCACCGGAUCACAACCCCGAAUCUGCAUGCCAUUCCCAGACGUGUGCAGCUCGGUGUGAUCGAUGUCUCGAGAGACCCAUACCGGAACAACAAGGACCUGGCCUGCGCCGAUGCUCUCUACACUCUCGGAAAGGACGCUCAGAACCACGAGGGCCCUGUCAAGGAUGAGAUUGAUGUUCGUCGUGUUCUCGUCUUUGUCAACGAACGUGAGAAGACGGAGCAGCUGGGAGAAUAUCUCCGUGGCCAGGGUAUCCAAGCCACCGCUCUGCACCGUGACACACCGGAGAAGCGCCCUGGAGAAAUACUCGAGGUCUUCACCAUGGCUGAGCCUCUUACAAUCAAGGCCCCGGAGAAGGUUGGCCGCUCCAGGCAGCUCAACAACGUCAAGGUCUUGGUUGUGACGGAUCUCGCUUCGAGAGGUAUUGACACCCUGGCCGUCCGACACGUCAUUCUGUAUGACGUCCCCCAUACGACCAUUGAUUUCAUUCACCGUCUCGGUCGUGCUGGGCGUAUGGGCCGACGUGGCCGAGGCAUAGUCCUUGCCGGCAAUGAUGACAGGAAGGACGUUGUUGCUGAGGUGAAGAGGAGCAUGUUCAUGGGUCAGGCGCUCAUCUAA